Messenger RNA from Drosophila innubila, 3097 nucleotides. RefSeq names its product tetratricopeptide repeat protein 7B (gene Ttc7). The record is from RefSeq and is a predicted model, not a curated record. Gene Ontology annotation, molecular function: protein binding. The coding region runs from base 1 to 2586 and encodes 861 amino acids. Gene Ontology annotation, cellular component: plasma membrane. The transcript has 9 exons. Gene Ontology annotation, biological process: protein localization to plasma membrane; phosphatidylinositol phosphate biosynthetic process. Lineage: Eukaryota; Metazoa; Arthropoda; Insecta; Diptera; Drosophilidae.
AUGGCCAAUCGUACGCGUAACAAUACGACCAAAAUCGAGGCUCAGAUUGAGAGUUGCCGCAGCGAAGGCAAAUGGCAGCGCGUCAUCGAAUUGACGGACGAGCUGAAAACGGGAUCGCCACAUAACGAAUGCCUGGCCAACUUUCUGAUGGGCGAGGCGCGCUUGGAAAGUUAUCUGGAGGAGCAUGCAGUGGCGCCCGAAACGAACUUUGGACGGGCCAAAAGCGGCCUGGUCGAUGCGAGACGUUACCUGAAUCUGGCCCUGGGCGAAAGCGGCCAAAAGGCGGGCAUUGCACUUGACGCCUAUCUGCUGUUGGCCAAAUUGUGUUACGCCUGUGGAGAGUUCGAGCAGAGUCUGGAGAACUUUGUCAAGGCAGAGCUGAAUACACUCGCCGAAAAGGAACUGACAUUACGCAGUCUCAAGAUUCUGGCCGAGUCGUAUGCCAUAAAAGGACUCUGUCUGGAGCAGCAGUCAACCAAGCCCACAUCCAAGUUCAAAAAGGCCGAAAAGGAUACGGAAAUGAUCUGUUGCUUUGAGCGCGCCUCCGAUUUGGGUCUGUUGUAUCUGCAGGAGUACGACAUUGGCUGUGGCAGCAACAACUCGUCAAACAAUUCCACCGCCGGCUCCACGUUGAAUGUCAAUGCAGGCGGCGGUGUUCAGCAAUCGUCGAGCAGCUUUGCGAUCAGCAGCACAAUACCGAGCAGCAGUGUAACGUUGGAGGUGAAUCGACGCAUGGGCGCCAUACUGGAGACGGCGUUGCAACGUGCGCCCAUUGUGCUGAUCAAGGCAGGCAAGUUGCAGGUGGCUGUGGAGCGUUAUCGGAUCAUGUUGAAUGCCAUCGAGACGCGGGCAACGCAAUCGUUGCGUUUAACUUUGGCUCGCCAGCUGGCAGAGGUUUUGUUGCGCGGUGUGUCGGGAACGAUUUAUACACCGCCAUUUACCACCAAAACCGGUGGCAGCACAUUGCGCGGCGGUGGCGCCACCAAGCGUCUGUGGAAGCCACGCAAAUAUGCGGGACGUCAACAGUUUACGCCACGCAAUCAACAGGAGGAAAUCAUACUCCUGCUCCUCAUUGCCGAGGCACACGCCGUGCGCGACACUGUGCUCUCCCAGAGUCCGGACUUUCGGCUGGCCCGUCAACAUGCCAUGGGCAAUGUGACGGCUGUCUAUGAUCUCCUCACACUCACUACCGUCCGCUGGGGUCUCGUCCAGCUGCUCAACGAGUCCUUUGAGAAGGCCCUCAAGUUCAGUUUCGGUGAGCAGCACAUCUGGCGACAGUACGGACUCAGUUUGAUGGCCGCCGAGAAGCAUUCGCAUGCUCUGCGAGUGCUCCAAGAGUCCAUGAAGCUAACACCUGGCGAUCCGUUGCCCUGUCUGCUGGCGUCACGUCUCUGCUAUGAGAGUCUGGAGACGGUUAAGCAGGGUUUAGAUUAUGCCCAGCAGGCGCUUAAGCGAGAGGUCAAAGGUUUGCGUCCAUCUCGCAGUCAACUCUUUGUAGGAAUUGGCCAUCAACAGUUGGCCAUACAGGCGACAUUGAAGAGCGAACGUGAUGCAUAUAACAAAUUGGCACUGGAGUCUCUGGAGAGGGCGGUGCAACAGGAUGGGAAUGAUCAUCUAGCAGAGUAUUAUUUAUCACUACAAUAUGCACUACUUAAUCAACUGGGCGAGGCUUUGAGUCACAUACGCUUUGCAUUGGCAUUACGUAUGGAGCAUGCACCUUGUUUGCAUUUGUUUGCGCUGCUUUUGACAGCAUCGCGACGUCCAAGGGAGGCGCUGGGCGUGGUUGAGGAUGCACUGCAUGAGUUUCCCGAUAAUCUGCAGUUGUUGCAUGUCAAGGCGCAUCUGCAACUCAAUCUGGAGGAUGCAGAGACGGCUCUGGCAACGGUUCAACAUAUGCUCGCCGUCUGGCGGGAAGUAUAUGAAGCUCAGCUCGCCGGUGAGGAGGAGAAACAUUCCGAUACUAAAAGUGGCGUCCACUUGAUGCAUUCAUCGCAAAUGUCCGACAAGGACUCGAAUUCCGUUUAUGCUGCUUCCUUGGCUGCAGUUUCCCGCGUGGAGCAGGCAUUAAGUGAGGCAGCCAGUUCACUGAGCUCCUUUACCCAACGUCCAGGACCGCGACGUCCCUGGAUGCUACAAAUUGAGAUCUGGCUGCUGCUGGCUGACCUCUAUAUGCGCAUCGAUCAGCCCAACGAGUCACUUAAUUGCAUUCACGAAGCUACACAAAUCUAUCCGCUAUCACAUCAGAUAAUGUUUAUGCGUGGUCAGGUGCAUGUCUAUCUGGAGCAAUGGCUGGAUGCUAAACAAUGCUUCCUUAAUGCUGUUGCCGCCAAUCCGAACCACACGGAAGCAUUGCGUGCUUUGGGAGAAACACAUUUAAUGCUCGGCGAGCCGAGAUUGGCUGAGAAAAUGCUCAAGGAUGCUGCCAAAUUGGAUCCCAACUGUCCCAAAAUAUGGUUUGCUUUGGGACAAGUUAUGCAGACCUUGGGCGAUUUUAAUUCCUCGGCAGAUUGUUUUGCCACAUCGUUGCAAUUGGAGCCCUCGUGUCCUGUGCUGCCGUUUACCUCGAUACCUCUAGUUUUCGAAUAGGCAUUUUUAUUAUAAUUGUGCAUUUGAUUUGUUAUUUUCUUUAUUCCGUUAUUACUGUAGUAUACCUCAACUAACCUCAACAACAAACAGAGCAAUAUUACUUACUAGACAUUAAAUAUUAUAUAACAAUUUAUUAUUUUUACUUAUUUUUUUGUUGUUUGUUAUUGUCAGUAUUAAGACAAGCGUUUAAUGGUGUAAAUUGAGUGUGUAAAUUAUUAGCUAGCCCCAUAAAAAAAUGUUCAUUAUAUAUUCAAACUAAUCUAAGCUCUCGACUUAUUAUAAACAAUUACUUAUAUAAACCUAUAAAGAAACUUAAACCAUCUGAAUUAACCCAAGUUAAUUAUUUUUUAAUUUUAUUCCUUCAGUCUAUGCAAUGUAUCUAAAGUUUAGGUAUUUUGUUAUUGGAAUUUAUGAAAAACUAUUGAAUUUAAUUGUUUAUGUACGUUAUCUAUUGCAUAAUAUUAUAUACGUAAACUUAUACAACUGUAUACCAAACUAAUUAUAUGAUUAU